AUGAUCAGGGACAGGAAGAUGAUCAGAAAGAAGAACGGGAUUAAGAAGAGGAAGGUGAUCAGGAAAAGGAAGGUGGAGGCGAAAGAGUACAAGGAGGAGAUGCAAGGAAGCACUACAGAUGGAAUAUACAGAGGUCGUGCUACAUUCUCAUCCGCUGCUGCUAGUGCUACUGCUGGUACUGCUGCUGGUGCAUCCACAUCUGAUGCCAACCUUGAAGAAGAGUAUAAGGUAAAGAUGAAUGAUGCCAUGGUAUCUAGGGCUUUGAAAUUGGCUCAUGAAAUCUGUGAAGGCCAAGAGAAGAAGCAAUAUGCAAAGUUGCGUGAUUAUGCUAAUGAGCUAUUGAAGAGAAAUCCUAGAUCAACUAUUGGCUUGCAAUGUACACCAUAUACUCAUGAGUUUUUAAGAGUGUAUAUAUGUUUGGAAGCUUGCAAAAUGGGCUUUUUGACUGGGUGUAGACCCUUGAUUGGCUUGGAUGGCUACUUCCUCAAGGAAUAUUAUGGUGGACAAUUGCUAUCUGCUGUGAGUCAUGAUGGAAACAACUCUUUUUAUGUGAUAGCAUACGGCAUUGUGAAUGUGGAGAACAAGGAAAACUGGAUUUGGUUUCUUGAAAAUCUAGUGAAUGAUCUAGGGGAUCCAGUGGAGAAGGGGUUCGCUUUUAUUUCUGAUAGACAAAAGAAAUUUAGCAACACCCUAGAGUAUGAAAGAGUAUUCUCGGCCUGUGCUAAGGCAACAACACAACGCCAUUUUGCUGAAUCAAUGAUGGUAUUUGACAAGCUGAAUAAGGAUGCUACAAAAUGGCUGAAUGACAUCCAUGUAGAUAGGUGGAACAGGUCAGCCGUUGACACUGUAUGCAAGAAUCAGGCAGUCACAUCCAAUAUGUGUGAGCAGUUCAGUGGGGCAAUCCUCAAAUAUAGGGGCAAACCCAUAAUUACGAUGCUUGAAGGGGUAAGGAUGUAUAUCACUAGCAAGAUGGUGAAAACACAGGCAUUGAUUGCCAAGAGCCAAGGACCCCUUUGUAAACAAGUCCAAAUGAAGCUUGAUAAACUGCAUCAGAAGGCAAUCUAUUGGACUCCUCACUGGUCAGGGGAUCUCAAUACAACAAAGUUUGAGGAGUUGUCUAGCAUUCCAUGCGAGCAUGCAAUUGCUUGUAUCAGCCACAAUGGUGAGAAAACUGAAAAAUUUGUCCACUGUUGGCUAACCAAGGAGACCAAUGAUAAGAUAUACUCUAACUACAUCAACCCUGUAGCUGGUGAGGGAUUUUCAGAGACAAUUGGUUUUGACCCUACCCAACCUCCCAUUGUGAAGAAAAAACUAAGGAAACCAAAAACCAAGAGAAAGAAGGCACCAGAAAAAGACUCUAAUCCUCACAAGAUGAAGAGGAAGCUUGGCCCUCCUAGGUGCUCCAGAUGCAAACAGGUUGGACAUAAGAAGACCAGUUGCAAUGAUAACUUAGGUGAUGGGGACACAGUUGCUGCUGCUAACGAAACGAGGCAAUUUGAUGUGCCAAUUGAUGGUGCAAAUGAGGAAACCAAAGCAUCUCAGGUGCCAGGUGAUGGGGGCUCAGUUGCUGCAGGUGACAAUGCAAAUGAUGCACCAGCUGCUGCUCAAGAUAGACAUUUUGGUUCUAUCCCAUCUCAACCUGAGCUUCAAUCAGCAUAA
Molecule: messenger RNA, 1659 nt
Organism: Punica granatum (pomegranate)
Lineage: Eukaryota; Viridiplantae; Streptophyta; Magnoliopsida; Myrtales; Lythraceae
Source: RefSeq, a predicted model, not a curated record